Mesocricetus auratus (golden hamster) is the source of this 3160-nucleotide messenger RNA. It is a transcript of the gene Mysm1, whose product is annotated as Myb like, SWIRM and MPN domains 1. The transcript has 21 exons. Gene Ontology annotation, cellular component: BRISC complex; BRCA1-A complex. NCBI's taxonomy places the organism in Eukaryota, Metazoa, Chordata, Mammalia, Rodentia, Cricetidae. Gene Ontology annotation, biological process: double-strand break repair. Gene Ontology annotation, molecular function: polyubiquitin modification-dependent protein binding; metallopeptidase activity. The record is from RefSeq and is a predicted model, not a curated record. Bases 86 to 2557 code for a protein of 823 amino acids.
AACACUCCAGGCCCCGCCCCCUGCCUGGCCCCCGGCCCGCUGCAUCUCGCGGGAUCUCGCGGGUACGGCCGGGUCAGGUGCAGUCAUGGAGGCGGAGGAGGCGGAUGUGGAUGUGGAGGGAGAUGUGGUGGCGUCUGCACAGCCAGGAAAUGAUGAAAGUACAGCAUCAGUUUUUCAAGAUCACUAUCUUGAUUCAACAUGGCGGAGGGAGAAUGGCUGUCUUCCUUGGACUCUGGAUAGCACCAUCAGUGAUGAGAACAGAGCUGUCAUUGAGAAAAUGCUGUUGGAAGAAGAGUAUUAUUUGUCCAAUAAAUCCCUUCCAGGAAAAUUCUGGGUUAAUCAAAAGGAAGGUGAUAAAAAAUACACCAACAGCCUGCAGAAAACAGCAAAAGUCAUGGUACAUUCUCCUACAAAACCAGCCAGUUAUUCAGUAAAGUGGACGAUAGAAGAAAAAGAACUGUUUGAACAAGGACUGGCUAAAUUUGGCCGAAGGUGGACCAAAAUCGCAACACUAGUUGAAAGUCGCACAGUUUUACAAGUGAAGAGUUAUGCCAGACAAUACUUUAAAAAUAAGGUAAAGUGGGGUGUGCAGAAAGAAAUACCAACUCAGAAGAGCAGCAGUGAUCUCCAGGUUAAAAGCAAAGAUGAAAGGGCAAAGGUUUGGGCGGCAUCAUGCUUAAGGGGGCGUGCUGACCCUAACUUGAAUGCUGUAAAAAUUGAAAAGUUAUCUGAUGAUGAAGACGUAGACAUCACAGAUGAACUGGACGAGUUGACUUCUCAAUCACCACAAAAGGAUCCUGGCAGCCAUCUUACUUUAGACAUUCCCAAUAGUAAACCUUGUAAAGCCAACCAGGGAGAACUCAUAUGCUCAGAAGGCAUGCUAGCUAAAUCUUCCGGGGAAUAUCUUCAGAACAUGGAGCAGAGUGAAGCAGAAGCAUGCUCAAGCUUGGAAAUUACAUCAGGGGCUAUACAACAGAGCAAUAAUGGCAAAAACUCUAUCGAACUUAGUGAGAAGUCCAAUAAACUGGUUGAAGAAUCCAAUGUGCAAGCUGGAAAAGAAGUCACAGAUAAAGCGAAGUGCUCACCUUCUGCAGAGUCCUGUGAGAGUCAGCAGGAUUCAAGUGGAAGAGAAAGGCUUUUGCCCCCUUUCCAGACGGUGGAGGAAAACCAUGAGGGAGAAGAGCUUAAGCCCCCAGAGCAAGAAGUGGAGAUGGACAGAAAUACCAUUCAAGAAGAAGAAAAGCAAGCAAUUCCUGAGUUUUUUGAGGGACGUCAAACUAAAACGCCAGAACGCUAUUUGAAAAUUAGAAAUUACAUUUUGGAUCAGUGGGAAAUAUGCAAACCGAAAUACUUAAAUAAGACCUCAGUACGUCCUGGCCUGAAGAACUGUGGGGAUGUUAAUUGUAUUGGACGGAUUCAUACAUACCUCGAGUUGAUAGGAGCAAUCAAUUUUGGAUGUGAGCAGGCAAUAUAUAACAGGCCACAGCCAGUUGAUAAAGUACGAAUGAGUGACAGAAAAGAUGCAGAAGCAGCAUACCAGCUUGUUUGGCGCCUACAGUCUAUGCGUACAAGGAGACGUAGGGUCCGAGACCCAUGGGGAAACUGGUGCGAUGCAAAAGACUUAGAAGGGCAAACAUUUGAGCAUCUGUCUGCAGAGGAAUUGGCAAAAAGAAGAGAAGAGGAAAAGUGUAAACCUAUUAAAUCUUCAAAAGUUUCAAAAUUAACAAAAAGCUCACUUGAUCCCUUCCAACUGAUACCUUGUAAUUUUUUCAGUGAAGAAAAGCAGGAGCCAUUUCAGGUGAAAGUAGCUUCAGAAGCGCUUUUAAUAAUGGAUUUGCAUGCUCAUGUGUCGAUGGCAGAAGUGAUUGGGCUAUUAGGAGGAAGAUACUCAGAGUCUGAGAAGACUCUUGAAGUCUGUGCAGCAGAACCAUGUAACAGUCUGAGUACAGGACUGCAGUGUGAGAUGGAUCCUGUAUCACAGACGCAGGCCUCAGAAACCUUGGCUCUUAGAGGCUACAGUGUUAUUGGGUGGUACCAUUCUCAUCCUGCGUUUGAUCCUAAUCCAUCUUUACGAGAUAUUGACACACAAGCCAAAUACCAGACUUACUUCUCUAGAGGAGGAGCAAAGUUCAUUGGAAUGAUUGUUAGUCCAUAUAAUCGAAGUAAUCCUUUACCAUAUUCCCAGAUUACCUGCUUGGUUAUAAGUGAAGAAGUUAGCCCCGAUGGUACCUACCGUUUACCUUACAAAUUUGAAGUACAACAGAUGUUAGAAGAACCUCAGUGGGAAUUAGUAUUUGAAAAGACAAGAUGGAUAAUUGAAAAAUACAGGUUUUCUCAUAGCAGUAUCCCCAUGGAUAGAAUCUUUCGCCGGGAUUCAGACCUAACUUGUUUGCAGAAACUUUUGGAGUGUCUAAGGAAAACACUAAGCAAAAUAGCCAAUUGCUUCAUCGCUGAGGAAUUCUUGACUCAAAUAGAAAAUUUGUUCCUUUCCGAUUACAAAAGCAAGGAAGAAAAUGGACUGGCCGAAGAAAACAGUACAAAGGAGUUGUUCAUGUAAUUAUUUAAAAUGUCUACGUGCUUUGGCAACUGCAGAUGGCCCCAAUGCUGACCUUGCCAACCUUGGCUUAGAGCCAAGGCCUUAAAGAAGCACAGAUGAGUCUGGAACCAAGGGGCAGGCUCCUAAAGAACAGUGUUUGCAGAAGUGGAGGACCGCAGACACCUGAGACCCGUCAGCCCUGUCCUUUUGGAGGACAUAACUGUAAAAUAAUGAUCUUAAAUUUGUUUCUUGUUCUGACUUGGGUAAGUUAAACUAAUAAUAGCACUUCUCCUUCAAAAAUAAAACUCAAGAAAACAAAAUCAGUGAAACAAGACCAGCAAGGUAAAAUUCCUUGGCCAUCAUUUACCCUCGAACCCUUCUUCUCCAGUCCUUUUUAGUGGCCUGAAGCUCCCAUUUCUAGAGUUGGUUUGACCCUGUGCCCACAGCUCAUGAGGUUUUUAGGCCCCAAGCACUUUGGCCCACUUGGGCCCCUUCCAUACAAAAUUUAAAUGUAUGUUUAAUAAUUGUGUUUGUAUAAAAUGACAGUAUUCAUAUUUUGGAUUAAAAUAUUCCUUUAAUCUAAAACUUGGAUUAUUUUUACUAAUAAAAUUAAGUAAAAUGCUA